Marasmius oreades (fairy-ring Marasmius) is the source of this 1472-nucleotide messenger RNA. RefSeq lists its product as uncharacterized. NCBI's taxonomy places the organism in Eukaryota, Fungi, Basidiomycota, Agaricomycetes, Agaricales, Marasmiaceae. The coding region runs from base 19 to 1425 and encodes 468 amino acids. The transcript has 3 exons. The record is from RefSeq and is a predicted model, not a curated record.
CCCCUUUCUCUUUACACCAUGAAACACAGUAGAAACGAAUCGUUGGGCUCUCCGGAAAAGAAACAGAAGACUGAUGAUGAAGUUCAACAAAGUCAAAACUUUUCGAUGGCUAUCAGGACAGGGUUUGACCUCAAGCUUGCUUUGGCAAAUGUACAACAAAACCGCGCAAUUGGCAACGUGGUGACGGUCUGGCCAUUUGAAGACCAUCCUGUUCCAGAGCAAGAGGAACAAGAGAUCCUGGACAAGUUAUCUGAAGUUAACAAGGAAGCCAAUAAAAUUUCCCAACCAUACUGUUUUGGGACCCUUGACGAUUCGUUCUAUCUCAAGGUCACUUAUCCUGGCUGCGAGUUCGAAGCCAGCCGCAUACGGUACAGUGACUAUAGCUGUGAUGUAGAUGAGAGAACGAUCCAAACAUGGCUGAAAAAUGCCCCUGUGUCUGGUUUCGGUGACAACAGAGUUCUCGAAACCAAGGUGGAUCCCGAAGUUAGGAGGGCAUGCGAUAUACCAGCAGAAGGUUUCGAAGUCGAAGGGGAACUUCUAGAAACCAUUGCAGAGAUAUGGUCAAGCAACUUUUUGCCCAGCAAGGUUCACGUUGAACCUUACAAAAUCCAUAUUUACGGGAAGGGUGGGCACUUUAAAUCUCACCGAGACACGCCAGAGAAGCUCUUGGUGGGGACUUUCCUUCUCGGAUUAGCUGAUACGGCGGUGUCAGUCUCGUACCGUGAUUCCGAUAUCUUGGAUUCUGGACAAGUAGGCAACUUCUGCAUCGGGAACAUCAAACGAACCGCGAAGUCUGGCCAGUGGGUGGCCUUUCACCCUGAUGUACCCCAUUCUGUUGAACCCCUUGCACGUGGAUGCCGGGCUGCUAUUGCGUUCAAGAUAUUUAGCCUAGAGGAUGUCGAUGUAUUGGAGGAGGCAUCUCGACGCUAUCCCUCGGUGAUCGAACAGACUAGAACGGUCCUGAAAAAUAUCAAGGGCCAGUACGGGAUCGUCCUACAACAUCAUUAUCCGAUGGGAACCGACGCAGACGGCUUGGUUGGUGUCGACGCAGUAAUCCUCUCCGCCGCGAAGCAAGUCCGGCCAGAUACGGUCGAAGUGAUACCGGUCGUGGUCGCGAUAUACGAAGAGAGGGUAGACCCUUACCAUGAAGAAGACGGCCUCAAAAGCGAAGUCCGUACAUAUGUAUAUCCCUUCACCCGCCAUCAUGUGGACAUAUGUCUGGGGCGCUCUGACGAGAACACGGAUUCGGAAAAAUCAGUAGCUUGGAUCAAGGAUGUGAAGGAUCUCCCCUUUUAUAGUUGGGACUUUAAGAAGAAUUCCAUGAAGUGGUCGUCUGAAGAACAGGAGAUAAACCACACCGGAAAUGAAUCUGAUGGUAUGCGAGAGUCGUCCGUGUACUUGGCGUACGCAAUUGUAGUACUAUGAAUCUAGACUCGCACCGAAGGCGUAAACAUUAAAACAAUUAUACCUCA